AUGACUUCUUUACCGACCAUUAUUAUUGAAGAGAAGGUUAUUCUACAGAUCAAUUAUCAAUAUGAAUUAAAAAGUAUAAUUAACAGUUCUAAUCCAAAUUUGGAUAUUCCACAAUGCUUCCUUUUACUGGGUCAGAAAUCAACAUCAGAUGAAAUAACAGUUAAAGCUUGUGUUGAAUUUCCAUUGCUUCAUAGUCAACAGUCAAAUGAAAGAAUUCAGAGUUCAAUGGUGAAAUGCGAUGAAGAUGCUUUGAUUAGAAGAAUAGAAUUACAAAAGACGACAAACCCAGAUCUAAUUCCUACUGGUCUACUUCUGAUAGAUAUGAAUCACAAUAAUUAUGAAUAUUUAAUAAAAGAUAUUAUUAAAUUGGAGUCCCUUAAAUUCAUGUCUAAAGUGCUUUUCCAUUAUGAACCUAAAACUUCAACCGAUGAUUUGGAAUUAAAUUGUUAUAAAAUAACUACCAAUGUUAUUACUGAUCAGUUAACUCUGACUCUCAUUGAUUUUGAAUUAAAACUAAGUAAAAUUCCAAUGGAAAUGGUUGAUAGAAGUAAGCCAGAGAUUCCAGUUAGUUCGAUGAUAGAUGAUCCAAUAGAUUUUUACGCUUUUGAAAAGGAGCAACGUGAUCAUGACAAAUUUAUUAAGAAACUAUUGAAUGAAAUAGACAGAAUACUUAAUUAUUUACAAUGUGGAGGUACUAAUCCAGUAAUACUUCGUAAAAUUUCCCUGCUUCUCUCAACUUUAAAGAAAGCGCCUACUAACGAUAUUGAAGAUGCCAUAUCCAAAAUUGAGAAUGAGAUCAAUAUAGUACGCAUAGCGUGUGAGCAAUGGGAAGUCGGAAAUAAAAUAUCUAAAAAAUAG
Messenger RNA from Vanderwaltozyma polyspora DSM 70294, 858 nucleotides. It is a transcript of the gene CSI1, whose product is annotated as Csi1p. The record is from RefSeq and is a predicted model, not a curated record. Bases 1 to 858 code for a protein of 285 amino acids. NCBI's taxonomy places the organism in Eukaryota, Fungi, Ascomycota, Saccharomycetes, Saccharomycetales, Saccharomycetaceae. The transcript has a single exon.